Messenger RNA from Trichobilharzia szidati, 1649 nucleotides. The record is from the annotation of a GenBank genome assembly. NCBI's taxonomy places the organism in Eukaryota, Metazoa, Platyhelminthes, Trematoda, Strigeidida, Schistosomatidae.
UUUUAGCGGAAAAACGUUUUGUUGCGCUACAUGGUGUCGAGCCGCAUUGCAGGUGUUUUGAUUUUUGGUGUUGGGUUUCUGUGUGGUUACUAUUUUCAUAUUCUGCACGUGAGAUACCUUCGCCAGAAACAAAGUUUCUUCCAAAAUCGUCUCAAAGACGUCGAGGAGAAGCUCAAAAAUAUUUGAUAUCCUAAUUUUCAUUGCGUUAAAAGACUAGUUAGUAUAAGUCUGUUGAUGUCUUCGGCUACAAAAGAAGAUCUGUAUGGAGUCUCAUGGUCAAACCCUGCAUGGAGUCACUUCCUUUGCUCAGCAAACGUCCUGGAUUACUUUUGUGACCUUUCAAAUCCUUUCUACGAUAGACAAUGUAAUAAUGAAGUCAUUCGAAUGCAACGGCUUCAUCCUGAACAGCUUUUGUGUAUGACUGGCGUUGAGUUCUACCUUCACCACGCACAAGAACCUAUACUGUUCAUAAUUCGAAAGCAACAGCGUUUAUCUCCCACCCAAGUCACUCCUUUGAGUUAUUACUAUGUGAUUAAUGGAACAGUACUUCAGGCUCCAGAUCUUUCCACGCUUUUGAAUUCUCGUUUAAUGACAACAGUUGUUGGCUUGAAGAAAGUAAUCCAGAUGCUUCUUCCCUGUGCUCGAUAUCAUCCUUCAGAUGGUUCAUAUUCCUGGGAUGAUCCUAAUGUUUUACUCGGGUGUAAUACAGAAUCAGAUCAAGCUUAUUCGAAGCCUCAAUCAACUUUACGCGCUGAAAAAGAACUGUCUAAACCUGCAACUCUGUUUCAAGUUCAGAGAACAGAUGCUCUGCUUGCUGAAUGGAUGAAUCGCUUUCCUGCUCCAUCAGCAAAUUUCAUUCAAAGUGUUGUCAAUUCUGGACAAACACCGUCUGCAACAACAGCUGUCUCUUCAGCUAGUGGUGGCAGUGGAGUUACUCCCGUUCCGUCGGCUCAAACAGCAAUAAAAGAAGAAACUCCGCAAGCCAGUUCAAAUUCUCCUGCUAAACUCCCUACAAAGUUGCCUACACUACCCGGUGUUUCAGUUGUCCCUGGACCUCCACAGAACACUUCAGUACAGUCUUCACAUCCCGUAGAUAAAAAGCCUCGUGUUUAAAAAUGCAGUCACAAUGUAAACAACACUAUAUUUCGGGAGAGACAAUUUUUAUUUUCAAACCUACAAUUUUGUCUGAUAGAGAAGGUUAUCUUUCUCAUUUUUUUGCUAGUCAAUACAGUUUUUUAUUCAUUCUAUGGAAACUCGUUAGAAGUUAAGCAAAAUAGGGAGUUUUAACUGGAAUUCGAUUUCUUGACGAUUCUGUGGUUGGAAAAUUGGUCGCACUUCAGAGAUUCUGUGAACAAGAAAACUUCAGAUUCAAAUUUCUAGGCGUAUUGAACUCACUUCUCUCUUCUCUGAGCUUAUAGUACUUGAAUUUCUCUGUAUAUUUUAUCACCUAGUGAAAAACAAAGUAGAUUUCUACACAAAUUGCAGUUAUAUAGCAGGCAAUGAUGUUGUGCUAAUAGUUUUUCCACGAUUAUGACUUUAAGGCUACCUAUUUUAAUUGUAAUAUAUAAGAGUAAACAAGUGGUAAUCACUGUAUCUUGUACGAUAUAUCUGGCCAUCUAGUACGAUUAAAUUGUCAUGGUAUUUGCAGG